AUGUCAAAGCAAUUUUAUUUUUUUAAAAAAGUGGUGCAAGGAGGAUUGGGAAAUGAUACAUUUUUGACAUUAUGGGAACUUCUAGAGUCCUGGACUUCUCAAAAUAAUUGGAUGGCAAUCUUCUUUAUAAUUUUCCUGGGAAUUAUUUUUGAGAUUAUACUCUUAAAGAUUUGUAUGUCCUUUCAGAAGAAGCCUGAACUUCCUUCAGAAAAGGAUAAGUCAGAUAUACACAAGAUAAAAGGUCAGCUCUUUCAUCCUCAGAAGCAAGGAGACACCUACACCAGCUUAGGGGGUGUUGAGAAUGUCUUCAUGGAGAAGGUUAUACUGGAGCUGAACUUUAAAAGAGUUGAUAACUAUUCAGAGAGAACAAAUGCUUCAUCAAUUACAUCUGAAGGAAAUGAAGAGUACUUUGAAGACAGCGUUCCACCACCAGAUGAACCACCACGGGAAAGUACCAGUGAAAGUAGAUUUCAAGUAAGUCACUUUAGCGAAAGCCAUAUGACAUCUUCAGAUGGGACUAGCUCAUCAUCUUUGUCACUAUUUCAUUCGGAAGUACAGGAAAUUUUGCUAAGGUGUAGCGGGUGCCCAAAAAAUGAACGCGAAACAAUACAGUUUUCAUCAAAGAAAUUAUUUUCCAUAAUGAAAAGUAACAGAAGUAAAAACAGGACGUUUUCUUCUGACUUUAACUUUUCAAGAACUUCGAGAAUCAUUAUAGAAAGUGAAGAUCUAGAUGUGGCACCAUGCCCUCCUGCCCAUCUGUUUCUUUCUAGAGACCAAGUCAGACUUCUGGAAGAAAAUGUGAGAAAUCAAAGCCCUCCAAAAUCCAAAGCCACGUUAGAGAAUAAAACUACCUCUCGGUCCCCAACCUCUCUAGAGCCCUUGAUUCAGAAUCAACCUUCUGCUACAAUGGACCUUUCUCCCCAAGCACAAGCUUCUUUUUCCAAACAAAAGGCUACUCAGAAUCAAGGAUUUUCCAAAGCCCAAUUUAUUGGUCAAGCCCACCAAUUUUUUAACAAUCAGUCAUCAGUCAACAGGCAGCCUGAGAGUGAGGCCAGAUACUUUGCUCUGCCUCAAGAUUUGGUGAGGGAACCACUCACUAGCAGCACCCAAGACUCCUUCCAGACUGCAGACAUGGAUGGGUGCCAACAUCUGGUCCAAGUUCCACAGUCUGCUGAGACUCAAGAUCCAGUCAAGGGCCUAGCGUCUGAUACAAAACACUCAGAUGAGGCCCAGGAUUCUGUCUGGUCUGAAGAGUCAAACAAGAUUAAAUAUUCUAUCCCAGUGCAAGACACUAUUUUAAAGGAUGCCAGACAUCUGGUUUUACCUCUGAGCCCAAAUUCAGUUGAUAAAGUGAUGCCACAACAAGAGCAUGUUAAGAGUGAAGGCCAGAAACAAAUUGCUUCCUCAACAUUAAACCAGUCUCCUUCAUAUGGCUCACUGCCUCUCAUGACCAGGCAGAAAAACAGAAGAAAACCCUCACGUAGUAAAAGUGAACUUAGCCUCAAAGAUCUGCCUCAGAAGUCAAGGAAAACACCAGUUUCACAGAUACUUCAGACCACAGCAUGUCACACUUCAGAGUGCAGCCAGUUAAGAUAUGAGCAUAAAACUAAGAAGAAAGAGUUACAUCAAAGAAAAGGUGUAUCAGGUAUAGCGUUGCAUUUUACGUAUGCUUUCAAGCUUGUCCCUCCUUAUAUUAGGAAGUAUUAUAGGAAAAGACAAGCAAAAUUCACUCCACGUUUAACAGAAUGUAGAGAUUUUCUGCCGAAACCAGAUCAGUCACUAUGUGCAGAGAAAGUUAAUUACAUAGGGUCUGUUGAGGAAGAAGGAACCAUGGGGAGUACUGAAAAUGAAGAGCAGCAUGGCAGAAACAAUAAAGAACUAGAAAACAUUUCACAAGAAAUUCCAUCUCAGCUAGAACAGUCUUUCAUGGUCAGUACUUAUCAACAGAAAGUACCUUGUCCUUCAUUAAUAGAAACAAACAGGAUGAAUAAAGAGUCUCUUGAAGAUCCAAAGGAAAUGGAUAUUGGAGAGUCUUGUGCCCCAAAUAGCGAAACAACAUCUGACCUGCCUGUAGCAAGGCAAGAGACACCUUUAGAAGAAGCCAUAUCAGAACCUUUGCAGAAAUGUGUUUCCUCUCCCCAGAUGGAGUCAGACAGAAACAUGAAAACAUGGGAGGACCUACAAGGUUCAGAAAAUUCAAAUCCUGCCCUUUCAAGAAGAGAGGAGUUACCAACGAGUAUAUCAGAAAUGCAAAGAUGCUUCUCACAGGGGAAUACAGACAGAAAAGAUCUUCUUGAAAUUGUUCUGGAGUCUUCUGACGUCAACUUGUUCAUUCCCCUAGGAACCGAAAAUCAUAAAAGCAGUGGACAACCAGCAGUUGUAGAAAUUCAGGAGAGGCCAGAGGAUGUAACUGAGAAGGAAAAGAACGCAAUAAGAGUUCACGUGAUGGAAGAUGACAUAAGCGGAAGUGAGGAACUCGAAUGCAACACUAGAAGCAACAUUAACAAUAUGCAAGAUGAACGAAUAUCUCCUGCGUUUCAUGAGGCCACUCACACUGCCCUUUCUUUACCACCUCGUAUGAAAAUGCAGAGUGGAUUAAAAACCAAGAUGGAUACAUCAGAAAUAGGACUUAGUUUUUCCACAGUAAAGCCAGACGAAUUACCAGAUGACAGGAAAAUAUAUUUUUCCUUUGAGAAGAACUGUCUAGUUAAAAAACCACAAGAAGACAACAGAGAGGAAGAACAACAGGCUCCACAAGAAGCAGCUUUGCAGCUAACUCCAGGUUUCAGGUUCAGCCUACGACUACAGCAGAAGCCCACGUAUGUCCAACUGGAACCAGGACAGAAUAGUUCAAAAGGUCGAACUACUCAAAAUAAAGACCUCGAUGUUUACCCACAAACUCUCUCUACAGAGACAACUGUGAAGACUAACCCACACCCCGUGAUGGAUCCAUUUCAAGUUGAGGUGAAGCAAAGCACAGACAGACCUACAGGCAGGGAAACUGCAAACCCAGUGCAUCCUCUCACCGUGUUCGAGAGCUUGCCAGUUUUGACUGAAUCAACAGAAUGUGGUAUCCCUUUGGGUGGAAGCCCUGAGAAGUUCCUGGAUGCUCAGAUUGCAGAAGAAAAGCAGGACUUAGAAGGAGUUUUACCUGAAGUUGCCCUGGGGUCUUUCCAUAGGCAUAUGGCUCCUUUAUCAAAUUUGGAAAGGAAGAAAAUCAGAAAAAAAUUAUCAGGAACCACAAAUGUACUCAGUUUCAAAUGUGUGAUUACGAAAGUAAAAAAGCCACCAAAAUGUCACAGAAGAAGAUUAAGAAGCAAUUUCAAAAUCAUGAUUAAACGCAUACUUCAAGAUAAAUCCAUGGCAGAUAUGCUUCUGAAUGUUACUGACCCUUGUCUGUCUAUUUUGCCCCAUGUUAGAAUGCACAGCAGAUUAAACAUAGGGAAUCACAGUCAUACCGAGCUAAAACAAGAGACAUCGGAAGCUGAAAGAGAAGAAGACUAUUUAGAUAUCAUUAAUAAAGGAAGUGACUCUGGAAACACACUAGAAGCAGCUCAGUUGCAGGAGGAAGUGAGUGGGGACCAGGAAGCUUCACCAGAAGCAGUCCUUGAGGAUCUCUGGAACCUCAGAUUGGAUGAAGAUCCAGAGAAAGAGCUCAAAUCCAUGAAAGAAAUGCAACAACUGAUCACAUUUGCAGAAGUCAUGGCAGAGCCUAUUCACAUGGCCACAACAGGCCUAGUUCAUGUUGAGAAUAUGGAGAAAAGCCUGAUAGCACCCACAGAUUUAAGAUGCACUGAAGAUGAUUCUGAGAUAUCUGCUCCCACAUCAGAAAAAUCACUGAUUGGAGACCUUUUAAACCAAACAAGAGAAAGUGAUGUACCAGAUGAUGGAAGUGAUACCAGGGAAACAGGUUACUGUUUUGCAGCAAUGAAGGUGGAACGACCUGAAGAUUUACCAGCAAUGUUCCCAAAGACUUUUAAUUGCCACAUGCCUGUCUUAUCUCAUUCUAAAGUGAAGAAAACUAGAGUAAGAUUUUCACACAGAGAAUGUAGAGUGAACUCCAAGUCUGUACCUAUGAAGGCAUUGAAGCCAUCCAUUUCACAAAUGUGUGAUAUCACAGGUCAUCAAAGAAAGAAACUGGAAUCUGACUUUAAGGCCAAGUUCAAAAAGAUCGGCCAAGCUAAUGGACUGGAAUAUGAAUUUCUAAACACCCUUUACUCUCCUGUGCAUAGCAGGUUACCAGGAGCGAUAAAGAGCUUCUGCCAUGUUCAACCAAAGCUCCGGGGUCUAGCCGUUGAAGAGAGACCACUGUAUGUUGAUUUUUUUGAUGAGAGUAAUGCACUCUGUGACAGAGAAGAAAAAGGACAAGAUGUAGAGGAAAAGGAGCAAAAGACUUUGCUAAUAACAGCUCCGCAGCAUACCCAGUACUUCCGGAUCAAUGGAUGUCGAGGAAAGGAGACUCACCUUGCUGAACCAGAUGCAGGCCUGCACUGUUUAACACAGGAGCAAGAUACACAGCACCAAACAUGCUUUAAACAAGCUGCUUUGCAGACUGAUGUCCAGAUGGGUCCUCGAGAAGCUAAGGAACUCCUGAAGACCAAGAAACCAGAAGAUGACCUAACAGCCCCUGUGGGUCUGGAGGUUCUACCUCCCGAGGCAGGGAACUCAACACCUGUGAAACUUUUGAACAUUCCAACAGAGUGUGGUGUAGCCUCUGGUGGAAAUCUUACAAGGGAACAAGGUUUUUAUUCUGUGGAUAAAAAUUCAGCAUUACCAGAAAGUUUGCAAGUGACCUUCUUGCAGUCUUCUGGUUCUGUUGACACUUUCGUUUCUAAAUCUCAAAGAAAGAAAAACACACUAAGAUUAGCAAGAAAGCAAACAACAGUGAGUCGUAGAUACAGAGCUAUGAGAGAACAAAACCUAUCCACUCUGUGUAUGCUCCCUGGCAGGCAGAGAAAGGCAUUGCAAUGCAAUUUUCAAAUGAAGGGUUUACAGCAAAAUAAAAACACAGGAGAUAUGUGUUCACCUGUCAUUCUGUCCAGGGUGCCUGUUUGGCCCAGCACCAAAAUGAGCAUCGGAUUAAAUGUGGAGACAGAAACCCAAAGGAUAACAAGGCUUGAUCAUAUGCAAAUGCAAGAGAAAUCACCCAAUGAAAGAAAAGUAUGUUGCCCAGCUUCUGUGGAUAUGAGUACUUUACCUAACAGUGUGAAAGACAGGAAGGAGAAGGGGGCAGGGGAACAAGAUUUACCAAUUCCAGAGAGUGGCCAAGGCUUCAUAUUCAGUACAUAUCAGGAGCAGGAUCAUGACCUUAUCAAAUCAGAUGAGGGGCAGAAACGAACAGGAAGUAUAAAUAUCCAUGUACAACCACAAACACAUUUUGCAGAGAGUAUUUUGAGCUCUGCUUCAUGCCCAACAUUGGAUCCAUUUCAACUGAGAAAGCUAGAGAGCAAUGCUAGGUUUUUUCCUCCAACGUCAGGAGAAACAAAAUUUGAUGAAAAAAUACUUUCUGCAAGAGAAGGUGGUGUUCCAUCUGAGGCAAACCAUCAAAAGGAACAAGCUGGUGAAACUGAAAAGGAAGAGAAAGUGACUUUAGAUUUCUGCAUGGCUGCUUUAUCUCUAUCCAAAGGCAAGAGAAACUUCAAACAAUAUUCAGACAUGAAAAUCUUGAUGAAUCCCAAAUGUGGAAUUUUAAAAGCAAAGAAACCACCCAUUUCACACAUGCUCAAUAUCAAGGGUGGUGCUAGACAAAAUCAUAGGAAAGAAUUGGGAUAUAACUUGAGCACCAAAAUGGGACAGGUAGGUCAGGGUACAAAAAUGGCAGAGGGCAGGGACUCCCUCCUGAACAUCAUCUCUGCCAUUAAUAGAUAUAGUGACCGAGAAGGGGAAAAAGACAUGUUAGGAGAAAAAAGACUCAGUUCCAAACAAGUAAUGCAAAAUAUACCCCCACACGAAGGGAAUGUGACUCCAGAUGACCCCGAAGAAGGUGAUCUUCAAGAUGAAGAAAGUGAACAGGAGAUGUUACUAAAAGUAAUUCCACAGCACAGCCAACAUUUCAUACUUUGUUCAGACCAGACGAAGGAGCUUGAGCUUCACAAACCAGGAAACAAAGGAUGUGGGGAAACUCUGUUUUUUACCAAACAGGACAUCCCCCAGCGCACACCAGAUCCAGUGCAGGCAACACAGCCAAAGAGCAGCCAGCAGACACAAAGCGGCACAGUGUGGUCAGUGAGUUCAAACCUUCCUCUUCUAAAGUCAAACGAAUCACUAACCGGUCAAGUUGUAAUUGAUACAAUGAAAUGUGACGUCCCAAGUGAUGAGAGCCGCAUGGGAGAGCUGGAUGAUCAUGGUAAAGAGGAAAAGUCAGAGUUUAAAACAGAUCUACAAGCACCUGUCCCUGAGUCUUCAGCUACUACCACACCUGAUCCCCCUGACCCUAAACAGGGGAGAAAGACAUACACAUGUAGAGCCUUAAAAAGUAAAAUGAGUCCCAAGUGUGUUGUUAUGAAGGCAAGAAAGGCACCAGUGUCACAGAUAUUUAACAUCCCUGGGAAUGGCUGUCUGAAAACCCUCCCGUCGAAAGCCCUGCGAUCACAGAUCGUUGAGUUUUUGAUUCAGAUAAAAUCCUCUGGGGCGCUAGAAGAUGUUACUGCAGAGAGGAAGGAAGGAGGAGCCCAAGAAUUGCUAGCAGCAAUGCUGGAGUUCUGGGAGGCAGCCACACUUGCUUUACCUGUGUCGAAAAGAGAGAGAAACCACUCAGAACUUACAGACAAGAUAAAAAAAAUGAGGCCCAAAUAUAUCACUUUGAAGGCAAAGAAGACACCGAUUUCCAAGACAUUUAAUGUCACAAAACGUGGUGUGCCAAGCCGUGGUAGGCAAUUUGAAGGCAAGUUCAAAACCAUGAGGAAACAAGGUCAGCCACUGGCAGUCGCCACGCCGAAGGCCACUUCCUCUCCCAUGUCGGUUUCACUGGACAUGAAGGUGCAUAACAGAACCAAAGUAGAGACAGACAUGCCGGGGAAGACGAGGUUCCAUCCUGAGCUACAACAGCAAGGGCACUGGCCAGAUGGAGGGGGAGCCUCGUGUCCCCAUUCUAGGGCGGAGAGGGAAAAGGCCAGGAAGGAACUCAAAGGCCACGGUGGAGAAGCAACGCCUUGGAAUUUCCAGCACCUCACUUCCAGUGCUCACCAUAUUAAGGAGGCUCGCUGUGUGAAAUCCGAUCUCAAACGGAAGUAUUCAGCAAGGGGAAAAAUCCCAGAAUCACUAACCAUAGCGGAGGAGCUGCAACAACACACGUUUUUUGCACAAAGUGCGUUGCGUUCUGUGUCUUCCUCUAUUUUGAAUUCACUUCCAUCUGAGAAGGCACCAAAAAGGACAAAAACACAGAGGUCAAGGAUUUUAUCUCCAGCGACAGAGAAAUCACUCGGCGACUCUUUAGCUGUUAAAGUACCAAGUGACCUCCUGCCUGAGACAGACCCAGCAGAGGAAUCUGCUAGUUCUAGUCCAGAGGGAAAGAAAGAAUUACAAACAGAUUUACAAGGCAGAGCCCUACAGUCUUUCGGUAUCUCCAGGCCGGAUUCAUCUGAAGUUAAAGGGUUGAGAAAGGUAGCACUGAUCCCUACGUCUCAAACUGGGGAAGCCCAGAUGGCGUCGGUUUUGAAGACAACUAAUACCGCUAGUCCCAGUGCCCCCAGCCAUGGAAAGGAACUGGUCUACACCUUUGAUAACAUGGCCAAAGAGUUAUCUCAGAGUAUGUCAAAUAUGUUUAUGCAUACUUCUUUUGCAGCUACACCUGUUUCACCUGCCACCAAAACACAUAAAAAACGGAAAGCCAAGAAAGACCCAGUCAAAGUCAGUAUUAUACAGCUGAGACCAGAGGACAGGCAAAGACUGUGUAAAGGGUGCGGCGCCUUGGGCACCACGUCCCAGUCAGGACAGCAAAACGAAAGAGAGGGCAAGGAAGCUGCAUCCAAAACAGAGAGUAGAAAAGAUGAAGAUAUGCUUAUUACAGAGCAAGACAUGCAGCAACAAACACUAGUUUCAGAAAAUACAUUGGAGUCUACCUGUUCUCCUCUGAUCAUUCCAUUUCAAACUGAAAAGGUGAAGAACAUCCCACCAUAUACAAACAUACUGCAUAGAAAAAGUGAAAAGACUUCAUGUGUGAACAGAGAGAAAGCGAUGGUCGAUGGUCUUUUAAUUGAUGAGGCAGGGUAUAGGACUCCAUCUGCUGGGAAUCCCCCAAGGAGGCUGGAUGCUUCCAGUCCAGCUCCCCUACAACCUGGAGAAGAGAAAGACAGAACAACUCAGAAAGUAACAAAAUACGCAGCUGAUCAAAAUAUCCCACCCAAGUCAGGGAUCUCAGCGCUUGAAGAUUCACCUAUUGAAAGCUGUAGAAGGAAAGUGGAUGGUUCUAUUGUCAAGAAACAUAAAGAGUUGCAAAGAGAUUUACUAACAAUAUCCACAACGUCUGUUUUGUCUGAAUCUAGAAGGCAGAAAAAAGCACUAAAAUUUCCAGAACGGAAAGAUCUUAUGGGUCCCAGGUAUAUAACCAUGAAGACAAAGAGGCCUCUUUUUUCACAGGUGCUUAAUAUCACUGAGCAUGGUCAUCAGUACUGUGAAAAGAAACAGGAAUGCUAUUUAAAGUCUGUGAUAAAAGACAGGCAACAACAUAAAUGUAUAGCUGAUGCAUUUUCAUCUCUCACACCUGUUUCAAUGGAUAAUAAGAUAGAUAUUGAAAUUGAUAGCACACUCACAACAGGGACAGAUCAACCAAGAGUACAAACACACAACCACACCUGCCCAGAGCUAGAGAAAUCACUGAGUGUUGGGGAAGCAUGGGAGGCCAAUUUGAUUGAUACACAAAGCAGAUCCAGCAACACAGGGGGAGUGAGUGUGCCACAUGAGAAGGAAGAGGAAAACGUCCCAGAAAUGUCAGCAGAAUCAGUUCCACACGAGAGCCAACAUCUCCAUUUCACUUCUCAUCAUGUGAAAAAUCUUGGCCCUUGCAAAUCAAAACCUAAACUGGAUAGUUCAGAAGGUAGAAGUACUUGGAAUCUGUCUUGUGCAGCACAAAACAUGAGGCAAGAAGAACACAUUAGAAAAACUAUUUUAAAGCCUGUCUCUAAAAGCAUGAUGACUUUAAUUCAAGUCCAAACACUGAAGAAAGUUCUUCACACUCAAGAGGAAAUCCAACACAUGGCAGAUCUAAAGACCCCAUUUCCAGAAGCUAGGAAAUCAGAGACUGGUUCCAUACACUGUGAUGGUGUCUGGGAUGGAAAUCCUAGGAGGAAACGAGAUAAUCCUAUUUUUAAGAAAAAGGCAAGGAGUCAGAGUGACUUACUGGGAACAGUCUCAAAGCCUUUAGGUUUCUCCAGCCUCGAUUCAUCUGAACCUGAGAGCCAGAGUCAUACAGCAGAGGCUGUAGGCGAGAAAAGCACAAUGAGUCCCAAGCAGGCAGCUCUGGAGGCAGGGAAGCUACCAGCUUUACAGGAGCUUAAUAGCACGAGGUGUCUUACCGAAAAACAAAGAGAGAAAAGGCACAAACUAAAGACCAAGGCAAGAGAAAAGCAAUGGAAUGAAGGUGCAAGAGAGACAUUAUUCCAUGCCAGCGAGGGAGCUAAGAGUCCACCAACCACGUUAGUGACUGAUAAACUCUCAUUUGAUACAGCAGUGAGAGACAGUCUGGAUAACCAUGGAACACUUCACAAAAAUCUAGGUGAUUUUGUUACAGAGAAAAAGGCAGAGCUGGACAAAAACUUAGCCACAGUUCUCCUGGGGCCUUUUGAUUUAUUCAUGCCGGUUUUAUCUGACUCUGAAAGCCAGAUAAACACAGUGCAAGAGAAAAUCAUACCAAAACACAAAUGUUCGGUGAUGAAAAAAAAGGAGCCACUCAUUUCACAGCUAUUUAAAAUCAGUAGGCAAUCUGCCACAAAACAGAGGACGAAAUUUAGAUCCAAGGUAGAAACCAAAAUGAAAGAGAUGCACUCAGGUAAAAAUGCAACUGAUAUGUAUACAAAUGCCACUUACUUCGAAGUGGAUACCUCCAACAUUAGAAGGCAAAGCAGAUUCCAAACAGAGGCAGACAGAAUAUCAGGGUUUAAUCCUGUACAGCCAACACACACUCAGCUGCCAGUCGAAGACAGAGUGGUUUUACAGUCACUUAAUGCCACAGAUCCUGCUGCUUUAAGCAUUAACAAAGAACAGGAGAUAGACACACACAGAGAGAAAGCUGUGUUAAACACAGACCUAAAAUCUACAGAUGCUUCUCCAUCUAUUCCACCACAUACAAAAAUGGAGCAGUCACCUAACACCUCGAGUAACUAUGAAGAAUCUUCUGAAAAGAGAAAUGCCCUAAAGAAAGCAAAAGGUAUGGAGGAAAAAGAGUGUGAACAACAGGUCUUGUCUGGAACACCUUCACAAUAUACCCCGUCACUUGAGUUUCUACAAAAGAAACAGCAAGAACUAUGUGUCUCAGGAAACAUCCAGAACUCUGCUUAUGCUUAUACACCUCCAUACCCCCAAAUCCUAAACCAUCAAGCUAAUGCGAAAGCAGCAGGUGUAGAAAGCACUGUGCCUACUGAACAGGUAAAAUCAAAGGCAAAGAAACCACUUGUUUCCCUGAUGUAUAAUACAGCAGGGCAUGGAACCCGAAGCCAUGAAAAGGAGACAAGGUUUAACACCAAGAAGCAGAAACCAGGGUUCCAGCAAGAUAAAACUGAGGUAGAAUUCUCUCUGAAAACUAUCUGUGACCCUGAGUCUAUUCCACCUCAAAUUCAAGAGUUGAUGGAAGCGGAAAGGGAGAAAGGCAAGCCACCAAGGCCGGAGAAAUCGCUGAACACAAGACAAAUAGCAUUUUCACAGUCUCUUGCUAAGAGUGCCAAAUCCAGAAAUAGGAAAACCCCGAGACAGUGUAUCAGAAAGCAAGAAGAAAAUGGCCAAAUUGCUUCGCUGGACCUCUUCCCACAGUGUAGAUACCGAUUCGUGAUGAGACAGCAACUGAAGAAGAGCCCCACCCAUGUCAAAUACACAGUCAAUUUGAAAAGAGAAGCACAUCCUGCUCAACCUCCACCAAAGACAGCAAGCUGCUCCACCACAUUUGACAUCUCAAGAGUGAGAGUGCACACACAGCGCCAGCGCCUCUUCGCCCUGGGAGUAAAGGCGGGAGACAGAGACAAGGCCCAACCUCCAGUGUCGACUCCGCAGAGGACGGAAGUAUCUGAGCAAACAGAUAUUUCUUUAAGUUCAAAAGGACAGAAUAUGUGUCUUCCAGAGUCAGACGCUUCUCAAGAGAAGACUUGCAAGGAACAGGAUCUGCUGAAAGAAGGAAGUAAUUCAAGGACACUGGUGGAGCCUACUUUGUACUCCAUUACGGAAACCUCUCAUUUGGAAAAUACCAUUCCAAAUCAACUGGCAAGAGAUGGCUUAAGAGAAACUGAUACCUUACAAGGUUCAAAAGGACAGACAUUUCUUUGUGCAAACGCAGAAGCCCGGCAAUAUACACCUGCGGUGGAGAUCAGAGACGUGAAACCAGAUCCCAUUCCGGAACGUCUCCUGGAUUCAGCAUCUUGCCCCAGUGGGGAACUUCAUGUGAGAGAGGCAGGAAAUGCAACACGGAAAGAAAAAGUUAGCAUCCCUGUUGUUUCAGACGUCAAUCUAUGGGAAACCGAGAUGCCAAAGUUAACGAACCUUCUAUUAACAUCGAAUGAACAGAAAAUAAACUGUUCCAAAAAAGGGAGGACAGAGCAGCGAAACAGUUCUAACCAGAAGAAAGGAAAUCUUCUGGAAUUCAUUUCCUCUUGCAUAUUGUAUCAACUCCAUAUUGAAAGGCGAAAGAAAGAAAUCUCAGCCAAAGGAAUGAGUUCAGCGGUUUUGAGUCCAGUGGUCCAGAAAGCAUCAAACACAGUAGAUACUCCAGUGGAUCAACCUCCGUGCUCAGGAAGAAGAAAAGAACAUCAACAGGAAAGUACACGCAAGGGUCUCCCAACAUCUCUUUCUCAUUCUAUAAUGAAUAUAUUUCAGAUUAAAUUGCCAGGAGUAAUGAAGGCAGCAAAGGAAGUCGACAGUCCAAGGCACCACAGUUCAAACACAGAAGGAAUUGGCUUGCCUGGUGCAGGAACAGAAGAGCAACCAGAAUGCGUACAACGUAUUUGGCCAAAUCUUGCUUCUGAUCCUUCAAGAGAUAUAUUAUUUCAAAGUAAGAUGCCGUAUGAAAAGACAGUAUCGGAAGAAGUAGUUAGCACUGUGGAGUAUACUCCAAGUACAGAAGGACUUGGUUCACAUAUUACAGGAAAAGGAGGCCAGCAAGAGAAAUGGAUGCCUGAGACCCUUCAAAAGUCCACAUCUCACCCCCAAGCAGGUCUCCACCAAACUAAUAUCUCAGUGCAAGAAGUAAAGUUUGAUGACACAAGUAAGAUGCAUUCCGAAUAUUCAACUCCACAGGCUAAAGAAGCAUUAAAAGGAAUGGAUGUUAUUUUUGGAUAUACACAAAAAAGUGAAAAAGGACAGAACUUACCCAGCGUGGAACAAAAGCAGCAGCACCUACCGAUUCCCUCUGAGAAUUUUCCCUCCCUGAGAAUUCCCUCUGAGCAUACAUCUUACCCUCAAAACAAUCCCUGGCUCCUGCCGCAUUUAACGCCUCAGACGAAGGAAGCAUUAUCCGAAGUAGGUAAUGUGUCGAGCAGGACAAAAGGAUUAGACUUGAUUUCUAAAGAACAACUAAAUACUCAGCGUGAGUGUGGCCUGGAAUGGACUGCACCCUCAGCUCCUCCAACGCAAACGACGAGACAAAAUACAAGGCCACCUUUAGAAUCAUCCAGUGAAACUGCAAAAUAUCAGAAUGUCUCACUGAUAAAAGGAAAGAAAAUAUUAUAUGGGGAGCAGACAAUUGAUUCAAUAACAAAAGUUAGCUCCCCCAAGCUAAGUGUUAGAAAGAAGGCGCACUUACGUAAAGCAUGUCAAAAAAAACUACGAAAAGAGGUGUGUCUACCUGGAUUUUUUUCACAUUCUCUUUCUAUCCAUAUGUUUCCUUUGCCUGAAAAUAAAAGACAGAAGAAUGACCUAAAACAAGAAGUUGAGAAAGACAUGGUAUCCACCCAAAGGACUUGGGAGAAAUUGAUAUUUUCAAACAUAUUUAAUACCACUGACUGUGGUGGUCCAGGCAACAGACCAGAACUGCCGAGGAAGAUAAAAGAGAAAACGGUAAAUUUGAACCAUAGAAAGGUUAAACCUGAUUUGGUUGUGACAGAUGUAUAUGAGUCCAUCUCUUCUCUCAAACUGAAUAUAAAGACAGCUGAUGAGAUUACCUCAAAUAAUGUAAAACGAAUUAAACAACUUAUAUCGCAGAGAAAGGAGAAGAUUAGAAUAAAGGGAGUCAAUGUGAAAGGAACAGUGGACCCCAACAUUACCUUGAAGGCAAAGAAACCAUCACGAUCACACAUGCUCAGUGAAAAGGAAUUGCCAAGGCCGUUGAACAUUAUAAAGCAAGAGAGCGAGGGGCAGAUAGGCAAAGGUAUGUCAGGUGUGAAGCUGACAAACUUGUUUGCUUCUGUACCAUCUCUGUCACCUCUUGAUUUGAAUUUAAGAACAAAAGGCGGAAGAGAUUCGUCAAGAAUACCACAGAACUGCCUUCCACCACUAAAGCUCCAGGCAACAUCAAAUAUCAGGAAAGCGUCAUUUGCAGAGUCAAUUAAUAGAGAGAGUUUAAGCAACAUAAUAGAGUCAAAACAUUGCCCACAGCAAAAGAGGGAAGAUGGAGACAAUAUGGUAUAUGAGAAAGAGAAAAGGGACUGCAAAAGGGCCACUUUUAAAAGAAAGAAAAAACUUUUCAAACACACACCGCAUGCAAAUGAACCGCAGUGGGACAAUAAAGAGCGAGAGGAAAUGAUACAGGAAGAUGAGAGUGACGGAAAUGUAGUUCUGAAUAAGCCCCAUGCCUCCAUUCCAUCUUCUCUCCUGGAGCAGGGUCCUGGAGUAAAAGAAGCGGCAUCACAAACAGUAUCAUGGUUCUGCCCUCCAUCACUGACCCUCCAGGAACUGUCAGAUGCAGUGAUAGCAUGUAAGGAGCCAGCUGAUGAUAUUUUAAGCAAUAUAGAAAGAUCAAAAUAUAUGUCACAGGAAAAUGAAGACAGAGUGGACACGGCUUUGAAAGAGAUAAGGCAUCCCCAAAGAAUGCCUCUGGAGGUGAACCAGUCUCCAGUUGCCCAGGAACUGCAGUUGAACAUCAAAGAAAAAGAGGAAAAGAUGCAGCAAGAUAAAGGUAAACAAGUCAGGAUUCAGAGACAGUCCUGUGUUUGCAUCUCUUCUCCACCUUACUCUGAAGUGGACACAAGAAGGGGAGGAGAAGCAGUCUUGCUAAGAAAAACAAGAUCCUGUUUUCUACAACCCAAACUCCAGGAGUCAUCAGAUAUGGGAAACGUACCAUAUGAAAAGUCUGUUUCUGGUGAUAUCUCAAACAGGGUAAAACAAGCUAAAGAACAUGCAAUCCAGGAAGAAGAGGAGAGAGUUAAUAUGGAAGAAGUCGUCCUUUCGAAGAAAAAGAAUUCAACACUAUCACAGAAAAUCCAGCUGGAUGUCAAGGAGCAAAAGAAAAAGAUACAUAGAAUUCAAGGUGAACCAAGUGUGAUUUUGAUCUGUACUUCGAGACCUGCCACUUCUUUUAACUUGAACACAAGAAUAAUAGAAGCAGAUGACAGAGCUAAAGUAACAAGAUAUUCUUGUUCAGAACUACCCCACCAGAAAUCAUCAGAUGUAGUGAAAAAAGCAAAUCGAGAGUCAACUGAGAUAGAUAUCAUAAGUGAUGUACAAGCAGCAAAGGACUUUAUGCCCCAGAAAGGAGAGGAUCAAGGAGAAACAGCCAAUAUGAAUUAUAUGAGGUACUCCAAAGAAACAAGUUCCAAGGCAAAUGAGUUCCCACUUCCACACGUUCCCAGUAACCCUGGGAGCCACAGCCCCCAGACUAGAGAUAAACCAACGAACAGACGAGAAAACCUGGGUCAUGCACAGGAAAGAAAAAGUGAACGAGAUGAGGUCCUGACCGGACUUUGUCUACCUCAGUUUACAUCAAUCAAAGGCGAGAAGGAGAACCAAGGAGCUCUCAAAUCCUGUCUUCCACCGUUAGGGCGCAGGAAGUCAUCAGAUGCGCAGGAGUUAAAAUAUACAGUGUCACCUCUGAGUGAGAUCUCAAGUGAUUCAAAAAGAACAAAAUACGUGACGUGGGAAGAAAAGGAUAAAGCAAAUAUGUUUGUGAGGGACCCAGUGCAUCCCAAGUCCUUAUCUCUGAAGGUAAGGAAAUCCCCGCUUUUCCGUAUGCUCGAAGCAAAGAAACUGCAAGUGAACAUUAGGGAGCAAGUGAAACGGGAGCAGAAAGGGAGAAGGGACACAGUUGUGAUUCUGAGCAAAAUCUGCCCUUUCGUCACUUCUUCAACUCAUCUUAAAUCUGACACGAUAAAAGAAGACAAAGGUGGUCCAGGAGUCCUAAGGCACUCUGGGCCACAUCUCAAGAUCCAAGCCUCACGGCCUUCAGUACAGAAAGCACCUCUAAAGUCAACUGAUAGGAAGAAAGAAAGACAAUAUCUGCCACCAACAGAAAGGAACAGAGCACACGCAACAGUUGUGAGAGGCACGGUGCAUGCCAGUGGCUCAGACUUCAAGGCAAAGACGUCAUCCCUCCGUCAUGUGUUCGGUGUCGCCAAGCACGAUGCUCUGAGCAGGAGAAAGGAAGCGCGCGCAAGUGCGGAGGAGAGCGCAGAACAGGGGCGGGGGCGAACAGGAGAGCCUGGUGUGACUCCAAAAAAAACCCCUCCUGCCUUGCCUUCUCCAUCAGACCGUGGACUGGAUGCAGGAAUCAAAGAAGACAAACACUCGCCUGCAGUCACGGGAUUCUCUCCACCCUUUCAGCUCCUUGAGUCAUCGGGUGCAGGGAAAAUCAGGCAUGCAGAUUUCAGUCAAGGUAUUAGCUCGUGUAAUAUAACAGUAAGAGCUAACGGACGUGUGUCGUAUACAGAGACAGAGAUCAGAGUAAAAAGAAAAGACGAGAAAGGUAGAAAACACCCCAAAAUCACAGCUGUGGAAGCCCAAACAUCCCCACUUACACAUUUACUCAGUAGAAACAGACUGCCUUUGAAUGUCAAAGAGCGAGGGAAGGAAAUGCAGGAUGGCAAUGGUGAGCUGGGAAUGGUUCUGAGGGAAACUCGUGCCUCCUUACCUUCUCUAUCUUCCUUGAGACAAGACACUAGCAGAAAUGAAAGGAAAGAUGCAGAAAGAAUCACGCAAUCCUGUUUUCCACCACUGAAGAUUUUUGAUCCACUCAACCUAAACACAAAAGCAGAUGCUAAGUCAUUUGAUGGUUAUUUGUUAAAAAACAAAGUUAGACUCAAAACAGAUAAUGAAGACAGAGUGCUUCCAAUAUCUGUGCAUCAAAAGGCAACAGAAUUACCACUUUCACACAGAUGUGAUACCAAAGAAUCACAGUGCAAAAUGAAAAAGCAAAAGAAAAUGGUACAGAGAGAGGACAGUGAACUAGCUACAAGACUGAAAAACAUCUGUACUUCUUUACUGACUCUACCAUAUCUUAAAUCUGAUACACCAGAAGGAGAGAGGUACGUGAUAAGAAUCACAAAAUUGCCUCCCCCACAAGCAGAAUCACCUAUUGUACUUACACACAACCUAACUGACCUUCAGGGAAAAACUAAAGGGAAGGUUUGGGAAGAUAAACAGGAGCCAGGUGAUGCCAUGCACACUGAGACCUGUGCUUCUCUCUCUUCUUCUCUUCGCCUUGAUGAAAACACCAGCAUAAGAGAAGAGGGCAUGUCAAUGCUACCAAGAUCCUCUUUGCCCCCAGUAAACUUCCAGAAAUCAUCAAGUUCUGAGGAAGUGAUAUAUGUAGAGUCAAUGGCGAGUGAUACUGUCAUUAGUCCCCACAAAGAAAAAUAUUUGCCCCGGAACAAGAAAGAGGACGGAGUAGAAAGAAGAAACUUUGUGUCUCCCAAACAUCAACGAAAGGAGAUGCAGGAAAGUAAAGAUGAACCAGGUAUGGUUCUGACCAAAUUUUCUACUUCAUCCCCAUCUCUCUCUGCCCUCAAAUUGGAUAAAGCAGUACAAGUGGAUGAUGAAACGCUAGCAUGUACACGGUCUAUUUUGCAGAGAGUAUCAUUUGGAGGGAAAUUAUAUACAGACACAACUAGCGGUGAUACCACAGAAGAGGCUCAAAACCUGACCAAAUCUUCUACUUCAUCACCAUUUCUCCCUGCCCUCAAGUUGGAUGUAGAAGUCCAAGUCAAUGAUGAAAUGCUAGCAUGUAGAGAAUCUGCUCUGGGGAGAAUGUCGUAUGCAAGAGAAGAAGUACAUACAGAGACAAUUAGUGGUAAUACCAUGAAAGAUGGUCAAAACCCGACCAAAAUUUCUACUUCAUCACCAUUUCUCCCCACCUUCCAACUGGAUAAAGACGUACAAGUUGAUGACGAAACGCUAGCACAUAGAAGGUCUGUCUUGGGAAGACUGUCAUAUGCAGGGGAAAGAGGACAUACAGAUUCAAUUAGCGGUGAUAUCACAAAAAGUGACCAAAACUUGACCAAAUUUUCUGCUUCAUCACUGUCUCUUCCUGCCCACAAAUUGGAUAAAGAAGUUCAAGUCGAUGACGAAACGCUAGCACGUAGAAGGUCUGUCUUGGGAAGACUCUCAUAUGUAGGGGAAAUAGCAUAUACAGAUUCAGUUAGUGGUGAUAUCACAAAAAAUGAUCAAAAGUUGACCAAAUUUUCUGCUUUGUCACCAUCUUCUUCUGCCCACAAAUUGGAUAAAGAAGUUCAAGUCGAUGACGAAACGCUAGCACGUAGAAGGUCUGCCUUGGGGAGAAUUUCAUUUGCAGGGGAAAUAGUACAUAGGGGUUCAAUUCAUGGUGAUACCACAAAAGAUGGUCAAAACCUGACCAAAUUUUCUGCUUCAUCACCAUAUCUCUCUGCCCUCAAGCUGGAUAAAGAAGUACAAGUCAAUGAUGAAAUGCUAGCACUUAGACGGCCUGUUUUGGGGAGAAUUUCAUAUGCAGGGCAAAUGAUACAUACAUAUUCAAUUAGUCGUGAUUCCAGGAAAGAUGUUCAAAAUGAGGAACAACGUAUUCCUGAGAAAGAAGAGAGGGACAGAGAAAAAUCAGUAGAUAGGAGAGGUGUGAUGCACACCAAAUAUAUAAUUUUGAAGUCCAAGAAAUCGCCUUCUUCAUAUACACUCCACAGAUCAGAAUUGUAUCUGAACCUUGGAGGGACAGAGCAAAAGAAACAGGAAACUCAAGGUAAACCACCUGGUAAGAUGGUAAGAAAUAUUUAUCUUGCCACACCUCCAGCUAAACUGAAAUUGGACAGAGGCACACAAGUAGAUGAAGGAAAGCUUGGAAUUAAGAAACCCUCUCUACUUCCACGAAUGAUUUCAGCAUUAUCAGAUGCAAAGAAGAGAACAGAUACAAAGGGAAUCAGCGGUGAUGUAAUAAAAAGAAAACAAUGCAUGUCAGAGAAAGAAAAAAAGCUUGAUGUGAAAAAUGUAGAUAUGAGGCUACGGACCCAUCACAAAAAAUCAGCGAUUUCACCAAUUCCAGAUGUCCUUAGUACAAAGAAAUUUGUGUUGAAUGUUAUUAAAGAGCCAGGGGAAAAAGUACACAAAGAUAAAGAUGAACCAAGCAUGGUCCUGACAAGGACUUUUCUUUCUAUCCCUUCUGCACCUCUUUAUUUAGAUUUAGGGAGCAAAACAGACAAAGACACACCAGAAAUCACAGGAUCCUCUGGUUCACAGCAACAUCUCCAGGAAACAUCAGAUACCCAGAAAACAGCAAUGAGAGAAUCAGCUGCUGGUGAGAGGGAAAUUGUUAAAAAUGCAGAAUGCUCAGUGCCAGAAGACGCCAUGCAACAGUGGACAUCAAACUUUGUGAUCAGUGUACUGCAAAGGAGGGAACCUCUACAAGUCAAAUCUGAAGGAGAUGUGAGUCGGUUACUUUCAAAUUCACAGCAGGAAGACUUUUAUGUCACAGGGUAUGGUACUAUAAAAAGUGGGAAAAGGCUAGAAUGUUUCUUUGCAGGGUCAGAGGCUCAGCAAGAAAAAUACAAACCAGAAACUUUGGCUACAAUUCUUUCCUUCCCCAUGAUGGAUCUCACUAAAAUUGAAAGUCUGAAGAAAGAAACAGAAAUAAUGAAUAACUUAAACCAUAAGAUAAGUCCUCACAUUCUGGUUUCACUGCCAAGGAAAUUAUCCAAGGAAAUAUAUGCCACACUCGGCUCCCCUGUCAGUUCAGAAGGAUUUUCUGCUUCCAAGCAAGAUGUCCACCACCAACAAGAAGCUUUAUCACAAGCAUCUCCAGCAUCUACAGAUCUAUGUAAACUGGAUAAGCCAGAAGAAGAUAGACAAAACAAUGGAAAAACAAAGGAAAUGUCCCCUCCCAACGUGUUAGCACCACAGAUAAAGGAACCCCUUGAGGAAAUGAAUCUCACAGAGUCAGAUGCACUCCAAAAUGCAGAUCAAGAAAUUGUCAUGAAAAAGCAAGUGGUGCUGCAGUCUGGGAGUGGACAAAAGACCAGAGUGGAUUCUAGUCUUUCUCUGAAAAUUCCACUGCAACAUGUAAAGCAAAGGACAUCAUUGGAAAUAGAUGUGCGCAAGCAAACUACAGUGUGCCCUGGAAUACAAAAGCUCCCAGGAAUACGAACGGGUAUGACAGAGUUUGACGCCCAAAGAAAGAAAAAGGAGCAGACAUUGCUUGUUCCAGAUAAAGAGGCACAGAGUCUAGAAGCGCUUCAGAAGUCUGCUUCCUCCUGGACUUUUCCACUUCAAUCUGGAGAUGCGGGGGGAAAAGACGAAACUGACACUGGCUCUGCUGGAAAUCUGGAGCAAAAAAAGUUAGAAAUGAAAGAAGGGAUAUUAAAAAUAGAUACAAACAUAGCUGUCCGUCUAGAAGAGGACAGAAUAGAAAUGCACAAACACACCAUUGUUAAUCUGGAGGAGGAGACAAUAAAAAUGGACACAAGCAAUACCAUAAACCUGAACACGGCAUCUCUAAAGGCAGAGGAGCCUCAGAUUAAGACUCAGGUAAUCACUCCUGUGGCAAACAGAUGCCCAAUCAAGCAAAAACAGAAAAAGGAACGAGAAGUGUCCAGUGCAAAACAUGACAUUCAACUACAAAAAAUGCUUCAAAAACAUGCUCUGGAUUCAUUUUAUGCCUAUAUUCCUCUUUCUCCAAAAUUAGGAGGCCAGAAAGGCAGAUUAACAAUAGCAGACUUGAAAAGAGAAUUGGGCCCCAAACAUUUAAAUAUGAAAAUCCAAAAACAUCCAAUUUCACAGAUUCUAGGCAACACGGGACGAGGUACUCCAAGCAAUCGAAAGAAAUUAGAGUAUAACUUUAACAAAUCAAAGAAAAUAGCUUUGAGAAGAGGAGAUGCCUCAGAAAUAUUUAUCAGAAGUCUUUCUAUUUCCACAGUGAGUCCAUCUCAGACUAAAGACCCAGUAAAAUCUCAGACAAACCUAGAAAGUGCAAAGAGAACCCAUAUUUCAGAAUUCCAGAAGAAAUCACCAAAUACUAGUGAAACUAUGAAGAGGGACAGUUCAAGCAUUGUGAAAGAAGGGAACCAGAAUUUUACAAACACAAUUCCACAGGAUUCCCAGCCCUUCAUGGUAAACCAACAAAUGCGCAAACUUCCUAACACCAAAUCAGAAGCAAACCUCAGCAGAGAAAUAAAUAAAUAUUUAGCUCCACAAACAAACGAAAGGGUUGUUCCAGGCCAGGAUAUCUCUAGGAUCAUAAAAGAACCUGACGUGCUCAUGAUCAAACAAGAAAAGGCACCAAAACCCACUGAAACACCCACAGAGUGUCUAAUCGUGUCUAAAGAUCCAAAGGAAAUUGAUCAUAGGGAUCAGAGUGAACUUGUACAGGACACAGCCAUGCAAAAGGUCCAGCAACAAGAAACUUCUCUAGGAGUUGUGCCUAUUCAACCACAAGCUAAAGGUAAUGAAAGAAAACCAGUGGGAUAUAGUCCAAGUGCAGAAAUUAUGAUUCCUAUUUGUGAAGCAAUUAAAAAUGUUCUUGAAUCCCAGAUAAAAAACAUAAUUCAAAACACGUUUUUUCCUAAAAACCUUGAAAAAGCAAAAGACAAUAAACCUGUUGAUUGGAAGUCACCACGUCUCACAAGGGGUCCAAGUACACUAUCCAUGACAAUGCGUCCUGAAUUGCAGCCAAAACCUAUUUUAGAAAAUUUUACUUGCAAAGAAAAAGUUAAGCUCACAAAUCAUUUAGAAUCAAAAGCACCUGAAAUAAGACUGAAUUUAAUACCAGAGGUGGUAAAACAAUCCUUCCAAAGGUUCAGCUUUUAUCAAAAAUUGGCUGUUUCAAAACAUAACAGUUGGAAGCUCUAUCCAAGACAUAAACAAAUGUUCUUUUUGCCUCUGGAAGGGAUUGACACUAUAGAAUUUAACCUAAAAUGCGAAUCCAAAAAAGACUCACUUCCUGUCAAUUGUAUGAAGUCACUGACUGUUAAUGUUUCAAGAGGUAGUGAAGAGGCAGUGAACAUUACAAAGUUAAAGCGGAUGAAAGCGCUAGAAAGUGGAGCACCUUCACUGACUUCCGCUAGAGAGAAAACAUUGCCUCAUAUUCUCCAGAACUGCUCAGUAGGAGAGAAGAACAAACUCCUCAUACACUUUUCUAAGAAGACACUGGAGAUUCAAAUGAAAGCCUUUCCCAGAAUUGUAAGGGACUCUUACACAAUGGCCAGUGCUCAGGAUGGACGGAAACCUUUAUCUAAAUGUGUUCAUUCUGUGGUCAAAGUACCAAAACGAAGAAACAGAGUUUUGUUACUUUUUGAGGAAGACUCUCUUCAUCAAAUAGAUCUUGAUUUACAAUACAAAUACCUCCGUUUUCUCCUGGGUUCUCCAGUUGCAAGGAUGUUCCCUAACCCAGUUGUAUUUCCCAAACAUAGUCUGAAAUUACAGACAGUUACAAUAUGUAAAAAGGUAGAUAGCAGUGGGGGAAGUGGCGGUCAUUCCAUUAAUACACAACCAUUAGAACAUAUCCCUUUCAAAACACAAAGUUUCCAUGAAAACUCAUCAUUAGUCAGAAAUUUCUUGGCACCUACCCAGCUGUGUGCCCCUGACCCUGAUCAACACAGCACAGUGCAGAAAGAUAGCAUGGCUCUUUCUAAGUUAAAAUCUCAUGUGACUCCAGAAAAAGAUAAACAAUGUCAUGUAUGGUUUCAAGAAACAAGUACAUAUGAAUCUGUUGAUUUAAUGAUUCAGAAAAAGGCUCAGGAUGCAGGCAGUUCCCAUUCAACUCAUAAUUCUGAAGAUUUUACUGACAGUCAGACAGAUAUUGAGAAUUCAGAUAACUUGGAGGAAUGCUCACCUCAUGAUGUACAUGAGAGUGAAGACUUUAUCUUUUUAGAUGCCACCCCUUAUUUAAGGCAGGAAGCGGAGACUAUUCUAUUUGAAUUACAGAAAGGCAUACCUGUGGAAAAUCUCUACAAGAAGAAAGCCAAAAUGGGUUUGAAACCACAUUACAGUGAAGAUUCGGGUUCCCAUCAUCUUCGAGGUCAUCGACAACAUUCGUCAAUUGUGACACCCCCUUCUUGUGAAUCCCACAGAAGCAGGAAACACAGAUCGUCCUCCAAAAUGACGCCAUCAUCUCAUGAAUGCUGCAAAAGCAGGAAACGUGGGUGGUCCUCCAAAAUGCAGCCCCCUGACCUGUGGUGUCACAGCUCCUUAAAUACCGUUGAGGUUCCAUCUGUAUCCUCUUCCAUCUCUUUCAAUGGGGAGAUGCUUUCACAGACUACAGUAAGCGGGAAAAAUUCUGUAGUUCCCUUAACAGAAUCCAAUAUUAAAUUACAUCUUGCAAAAAGCCAAGGCAAACCUCACAGGCAUGCAGAAAGCAGAGAAAGAAGGAAGGCCAAAUUGGACUUCUUUAGAAAGAACAGCAUGCCUUGGGAAUGUGAUGACAGUUAUACAAAGAGUAAAGAGAAACACACAAGAAGGAAGGAUGAGAGGGCUUAUGAAUCAGAAAGACUGGAUUAUUUCCCAAGUAAAUACAAAUCAUCAGCAAAACCUCAUCAAGAGGAUAUCAGCUUCCAUUCUGAAAAAAAACAAAACCAGCCAUUUUUUUAUGCCUGUAUACCAGCAGACUCGCUGGAGAUUAUACCCCAAACCAUUCGCUGGACUAUUCCCCCCAGAACUUUACGGAAGAGAAACUUCAGAGUUCCCCUGGUGGCCAAGAUUUCAACUUCUUACAGCAUAUGGAACUCAUCCAAAAAGUUGUUGGAAUCACUGUUAGAGUCCUUCAGCUUACUUCAUUAA
Messenger RNA from Budorcas taxicolor (takin), 23298 nucleotides. It is a transcript of the gene LRTM3, whose product is annotated as coiled-coil domain containing 168. The record is from RefSeq and is a predicted model, not a curated record. NCBI's taxonomy places the organism in Eukaryota, Metazoa, Chordata, Mammalia, Artiodactyla, Bovidae. Bases 1 to 23298 code for a protein of 7765 amino acids. The transcript has 7 exons.